Molecule: messenger RNA, 793 nt
Organism: Conger conger (European conger)
Lineage: Eukaryota; Metazoa; Chordata; Actinopteri; Anguilliformes; Congridae
Gene: atp5f1d
Product: ATP synthase F1 subunit delta
Exons: 5
Coding region: 174-656 (160 amino acids)
Biological process (GO): proton motive force-driven ATP synthesis
Molecular function (GO): proton-transporting ATP synthase activity, rotational mechanism
Source: RefSeq, a predicted model, not a curated record
GUUGUAGCUGUGAACUUUGACCUGUAUUUCUGUGGGUCGGUCGGUCGGUCGGUUGUGUGUGGUGUGUCCUUGGCUAAGCGAGCAGGCGCUUCCAGUCGAAUCGAUUGACAGUUGGGGUUCUUGUCUUUCUGCUGUUCCUCAUUCCACCCCCCAAUUUUCAAUUGAUUGCCAUAAUGUUAGCCGCCCGGUUUCUCCGUCGUUCACUACCUGUUUUGCGCCAGGCCCGCUUUUAUGCCGACGCACCCGCUUCUGCUUCUCAGAUGUCCUUCACGUUUGCAUCCCCAACAAAGGUGUUCUUCAACGCGGCCAGCGUGAAGCAGGUCGACGUGCCGACGCUGACGGGCGCUUUCGGGAUCCUGCCCGCCCACGUCCCCACGCUGCAGGUGCUGAGGCCCGGCGUGGUCACCGUCUUCGGCGAAGACGGCUCCAGCGCCAAAUACUUCGUCAGUAGCGGGUCAGUAGCUGUGAAUGCAGACUCCUCAGUGCAGCUGUUGGCAGAAGAGGCCGUCCCUCUGGACAGCUUGGACCUCACUGCCGCUAAGGCGAACCUGGAGAAGGCCCAGGCUGACCUGCUGGGCACUGCGGACGAGGCGGCCCGUGCGGAGGUUCAGAUCAGCAUCGAGGCUAACGAGGCCAUCGUUAAGGCCCUGGAGUAGAGGCGGAGCCAGCGGCAGAGAGUCGCGGCAGUGUGAGGCUGCACUGAACUCCGUUUCCCCUCCCCUUCAAAUCCCAACACGAAAAACAACUCUGUACAGUGGAUGGACUUGCAAAUAAAUUUAUUUGGAAUAAUCCA